Molecule: messenger RNA, 1335 nt
Organism: Myotis davidii
Lineage: Eukaryota; Metazoa; Chordata; Mammalia; Chiroptera; Vespertilionidae
Gene: IL2RG
Product: interleukin 2 receptor subunit gamma
Exons: 8
Coding region: 26-1105 (359 amino acids)
Biological process (GO): cytokine-mediated signaling pathway
Cellular component (GO): membrane; external side of plasma membrane
Molecular function (GO): protein binding; cytokine receptor activity
Source: RefSeq, a predicted model, not a curated record
CCAGGGAACGAAGAGCAAGAGUGCCAUGUUGAAGCGACCAUUGCUACUCAGAUUCCUCUUAUUCCUGCAGCUGCCUCUGUUGGGGAUGGGGCUGAACCCAACAGUCCUCAAGCCCAUUGGAAAUGAAGACAUCACAGCUGGUGGGAAACCUGGGACUGGAAGGGAGGUUCAGUGUUUUGUAUUCAAUGUCGAGUAUAUAAAUUGCACUUGGAACAGCAGCUCUGAGCCUCAGCCCACCAACCUGACUCUGCACUAUUGGUAUAAGAACUCUGGUCAUAACAUCCAGGAGUGUGGCCACUAUCUAUACUCUUCAGAGAUCACUUCUGGCUGUUGGUUGGGAAAAGAGGAAAUCAAUCUCUACCAAACAUUCUUUGUCCAGCUCCAGGACCCACAGGAACCUAGGAGGAAGACCAAAAAGGAGCUAAGACUGCAGGAUCUGGUGAUUCCCUGGGCUCCGAAGAACCUAACACUUCACAACCUGAGUGAAUCCCAGAUAGAACUGAGGUGGAGCAACACAUACUUGGACCACUGUUUGGAGCACCUGGUGCAGUACAGGAGUGACCGGGACCACAGCUGGACUGAACAGUCAGUGGACCAAAGACGUAGCUUCUCCUUGCCUAGUGUGGAUGGACGGAAACUCUACACGUUUCGUGUUCGGAGUCGCCAUAACCCACUCUGUGGAAGUGCUCAGCAUUGGAGUGAAUGGAGCCACCCAAUCCACUGGGGCAGCCAUACUUCAAAGGAAUCCAUAGAGCCCCCAUCAUUGUUUGCACUGGAAGCCGUGCUCAUCCCCCUUGGCUCCAUGGGAUUGAUUAUUAGCCUCAUCUGUGUGUACUGCUGGCUGGAACGGACCAUGCCCCGAAUUCCUACCCUCAAGAGCCUAGAGGAUCUGGUUACGGAAUACCACGGGAACUUUUCGGCCUGGAGUGGUGUGUCUAAGGGACUGGCGGAGAGCCUGCAGCCAGACUACAGCGAAAGGCUCUGCCACGUCAGUGAGAUUCCCCCAAAAGGCAUUGCUCUAGGGGAGGGGCCUGGGGGCUCCCCUUGCAGCCACCCUAGCCCCUACGGGGCUCCCCCAUGUUAUACCCUGAAACCUGAGCCCUGAUACCCUGACAGAACCCCAAGGUCCUGUAGCCCUAAAUUGUACUAACUUCCCCUCAUCCAACCAGCCUGGGCCCAAUGUUCCCCCUGCCCCAACUGUGGCUGAUUUUGAAUUGUGUGUCCCCUAUAAUUGCCCCCUCAUUUAAUAUCUCCUCUUUAAGAAUUGUCCUUUUGCCCAACUGGUGUGGUUCAGUGGUUGAGCAUCUACCUAUGACCCAGGAGAUCAAGGUUCGA